This is a messenger RNA of Galeopterus variegatus (Sunda flying lemur), 4696 nucleotides long. It is a transcript of the gene CNNM4, whose product is annotated as cyclin M4. The transcript has 7 exons. Bases 118 to 2301 code for a protein of 727 amino acids. Lineage: Eukaryota; Metazoa; Chordata; Mammalia; Dermoptera; Cynocephalidae. Gene Ontology annotation, cellular component: plasma membrane. The record is from RefSeq and is a predicted model, not a curated record. Gene Ontology annotation, biological process: magnesium ion homeostasis; magnesium ion transport. Gene Ontology annotation, molecular function: magnesium ion transmembrane transporter activity; sodium ion transmembrane transporter activity.
CCGGGCGGAGGGCCGGCCCGAGGGCGCCUCCUCCUGGCGGCGCUGGUGCUGCUGGUGCCGCUGUGGGCGCGGGGGGCCCGGGGCCACGGCAACUCCCAGUGGGGCGCGAUCGUGGGCAUGAGGCUGGAGAGCUGCAACAAGUCGUGUGGGAUGAAUCCGGAUGGCACCAUCUUCGUGUCCGAGGGCAGCACCGUGAACCUGAGGCUGUACGGCCUGAGUCUGAACAACAUCUCCAGCAACCUGAUCUCCUUCACCGAGGUGGACGACGCCAAGACCGCCCACGAGUCCACCAACUGCCUCGAGCUCACUAAGGACCUGGUCGUCCAGCAGCUGGUCAACGUGAGCCGCGGGAACACGUCCGGGAUGCUGGUGGUGCUCACCAAGUUCCUCCGGAGGAGCGAGAACAUGAAGCUGUAUGCACUGUGCACCCGGGCCCGGGCUGACGGGCCCUGGAUAAAGUGGAUGGACAAGGACUCACUGCUCUUCAUGGUGGAGGAGCCUGGGAGGUUCCUGCCCCUCUGGCUGCACAUCCUCCUCAUUAUGGUGCUGCUAGUGCUGUCGGGCAUAUUUUCUGGCCUCAACCUGGGGCUUAUGGCCCUGGACCCCAUGGAGCUGCGCAUCGUGCAGAACUGUGGCACUGAGAAGGAGAGGAGUUAUGCCCGCAAGAUCGAGCCCAUCCGGAGCAAGGGCAACUACUUGCUCUGCUCGCUGCUCCUCGGGAAUGUGCUGGUCAACACCUCCCUCACUAUCCUUCUAGACAACCUCAUCGGGUCUGGCCUCAUGGCGGUAGCCUCCUCCACCAUAGGCAUUGUUAUCUUUGGGGAGAUCCUACCUCAAGCCCUGUGCUCCCGGCACGGGCUGGCUGUGGGUGCCAACACCAUCAUUCUCACCAAAUUCUUUAUGCUUCUAACCUUUCCGCUCAGUUUUCCCAUCAGCAAGCUCCUGGACUUUGUUCUUGGCCAGGAGAUUGGCACCGUUUACAAUCGGGAGAAGCUGAUGGAGAUGUUAAAGGUCACAGAGCCCUAUAAUGACCUCGUGAAAGAGGAGCUAAAUAUGAUCCAGGGUGCCCUGGAACUACGGACCAAAACCGUGGAGGAUAUUAUGACCCAGCUCCAAGACUGCUUCAUGAUCCGCAGCGAUGCUGUCCUGGACUUCAACACGAUGUCGGAGAUUAUGGAAAGUGGCUAUACCCGCAUCCCAGUGUUUGAAGAUGAGCAAUCCAAUAUUGUAGAUAUUCUCUAUGUCAAAGACUUGGCUUUCGUGGACCCUGAUGACUGCACCCCCCUCAAGACCAUCACCCGCUUCUACAACCACCCGGUGCACUUCGUUUUCCAUGACACCAAGUUAGAUGCCAUGCUGGAGGAGUUCAAGAAGGGGAAGUCCCACCUGGCCAUCGUGCAGAAGGUGAACAAUGAGGGCGAGGGCGACCCCUUCUACGAGGUCCUGGGCCUGGUCACGCUGGAGGAUGUCAUUGAGGAGAUCAUCAAGUCCGAGAUCCUGGACGAGUCGGACCUGUACACUGACAACCGAAGCCGGAAACGGGUGUCUGAGAAGAGCAAGCGCGACUUCUCAGCCUUCAAGGAUGCUGACAAUGAACUCAAAGUGAAAAUUUCACCUCAGCUGCUUCUGGCUGCUCACCGCUUCCUGGCCACGGAGGUCUCCCAGUUUAGCCCCUCCCUGAUAUCAGAGAAAAUCUUGCUGCGGCUGCUCAAAUACCCAGAUGUCAUCCAGGAACUCAAAUUUGACGAGCACAACAAGUACUAUGUCCGCCAUUACCUGUACACCCGAAAUAAGCCAGCCGACUACUUCAUCCUCAUCCUGCAGGGGAAAGUGGAGGUGGAGGCAGGGAAGGAGAACAUGAAGUUUGAGACGGGCGCCUUUUCUUACUAUGGGACCAUGGCCCUGACUGCAGUGCCCUCUGAACGCUCCCCAGCCCACCCCACACCUCUCAGCCGCUCAGCCUCCCUCAGUAACCCGGACCGCACAGAUGUCUCGGCCACAGCACCCUUGGCUGGCAGCAGCAACCAGUUCGGCAGCUCCAUCCUGGGCCAGUACGUGUCUGACUUCAGCGUUCGGGCGCUCAUGGACCUGCAGUACAUCAAGAUCACUCGGCAGCAGUACCAGAACGGGCUGCUGGCCUCGCGCAUGGACAACAGCCCUCAGUUUCCCACGGAUGGGUGCACCGGCCGCGGGGAGAACUUGGCUGAGAAGUUGGAGCUGCCUGUGGUGGACGAGACCACCACUCUUCUCAACGAGCGCAACUCCUUGCUGCACAAAGCCUCCCACGAGAGUGCCAUCUGACAGGAGGGCCUGGGGCCCCCCGCCCACCCUGCGGGGGCCUCCCCAGUGGGCCCAAGUGAAGCGAGCCUGUUAGGCCAGAAGGGAUAAAGAUAGACGGCCUGUCUGACUGAGUGGCCAGAUGGCCCCCAGCUUGUGGGGAUCUGACCUCUGACAGGGACCUCCGCCCAGCCCUGCACUGGUGGGGCAGUGGGCCAGCUACCAUGAGCAAUGGCUGUUUUUUACCAAGAGAAUUUCUAAACUAGGCUCAUUGUUCCUCUUUUGAAAUAUCAUUUUGGGAAGGGAAGACAGGGUUAAGGAACUUUUUUUGUUUUUCCCCAAAAAGACUUUAAAAGGGGUAGGUUUUCUAACCCUGGGAAGCAAUAGCCAUAAUCUGCUCCCAGCCAUGUCCUUCUAGCUUGUGUCCCUAACUCAGGGUGCCCAUUCUUCCUCCUCUGCCUCCUCUUCCUCCAGAGGUGGGAUCCCAGAGCCUGCUGGAGGAGCUUGUCAUUUAGGAGGAAGACAGCUCUUCGCAGGAAGCAAAGAACCAAAAGGCAUUGAGAUCAGCUGCUGGGAGACAUGCGCCGAGGCUUAUCUGAUGUUGCUGAGGCCAAGGUCUUCUGGGUGACUGUGCAAGAGACAGGAUAAGGCCAGCCACAGAGAGGAGCACACCUGCCCCUGUCAACUGCUGGACCUAGGAAUCUCCUGGAACUCUGCCGAUGGCCUCUCCUGGUGAGUUGGGACUCGGCUGAGGACGCUCCCCCCUGCCUCCCAUCUUCUUGGACAAUUCCCCCCUUGUAAAGGGGCUGACUCAGAGUGUUAGUUAGGGUCUUGGACCUUUAUGAUUGCUUAUCCCUGCUCCCCAGGCCCUGCCCUCACUUUUACCAAAGGUUGCUCCCUCAGAGGGGAGGGCAUCUAUAUUAGAGGUGACUUGUCUGGGUCACUCCUUCCAGUUCUAGGAGUGAAUCUGGUCAUUGGCCUCUGAGUUGUUAACAGUCAAUACCACCCAUCCUCAUCCCACAAGGAGAGUCAAGGCUCAGCUGUUGACCCAUGAAGCUCUUCUUUCCAGACUCCUUAUUUCUAAUCCCAAAACCCCAGUCCCUCUUGGGGGAUGGAGACAAGAGGACAUGUUGAAAGCCACUGAAGCAGGUUCUUUAUGCUCUUUCCUCUGUGGCUGGCUGAUGCUCACCUGACCUCGUUCACCCACUUGUGGAACCCCAGGAAAGGAGGAUUCCACCUGAAGGCAUGCAGCUGGCAGUCCCCUCUCCCCAUGUCUGCGUGAUCUUAGUGUGAGAGAUCAUGCCAGCCUUUGCUGAAGUUAGUGGUACUUUUCCCCCAUGUGAAAUCCUGCCUCAGCACCCUUUCCUUGGGGCUGAAUCAGGCCCUUCUGCAGAGCUCCAGGCUUCCCACUGUGGGGGAGGCUGUGGGACCAAGGUCCACAUUGACCCUUCUGUUGGGUGGAAGAGGAGCUGGGGCUCGAGGUCCAGGUGAGGGAGACACUGCAGGCCUUCUGCCUGACUACUAUUUAUUCACUCCUUUCCUCAACCAGUGGAAUCCUGUCACCCCAAGUGCUCUGCUGUCCAGGUGCCUAGAGAAUCCUAACUCUCGGGACCAGGAAAUGUCUUGCACCAAGCAUCCCUGCCCCUGGCCAGACUGAGGUCUUCCCCAGUCAUAAAAUUUACUCCUAGAAGCCUGGAGGGAAGGUGGUAAAUUAGCCUGUGAUUCUCAGCUAAAAGGAAAAAAGACACCAGACCUUUGUUCCCUGUUAGGGGAAAACCUUAGUUUUCUACUGGAGCAGCUUGCUCCUGAGUCCUCACAGGAGAUGGCCAAGUUGUGCUCCUGAGAGACCUGAAUGUCAGGUGGAGCAAAAUGCAUUGGCCCUAACCCAGUGGUAUGUGUGAAGCAAAAGGGGCAGGUGCCCGCACUUCUGCAGCUACCUCUUUGCACACACGGUUAUGACCAACAGACGGUCCCUCCUCUCCCCUCCUUUCCCCAUUUACAAUCACUUCUUGCAGGGGGUCAUAAUUAUUUCUAAAUAUUACUGGUCCGAUGACUUCCUCCUCCCAGUGCAAUUUUUUACUUCCUCUUUCAACCUCUGGUUCCUGGGCUGAGCCAUACCCUGGAACUGGCCCACCCCAUCUGACUUCCCAUGUAAGGGAGACCUUUGCAAAUGGCAUCCAAAUGGGUAGGCAAGCCACAGCUACCAUAGCAAAUAACUCAUAUUUAUUUUGCAUAAGAUUUUAAUUUGUAUAUUUUUGUGAUUUACUUUGGCAUUGUUAUGAGUUUGACUCUCGGGGAGUUUUGUUUUAUGACUCUUGUGUCUUUUGUCACAAAACAAUGAUAAUAUUUGCUAAACAAUAUAUGGAAUUUAUUUUUGAUUAGUAAUAAAAACGAAAUAUGUAUAAAGCUUGGUGAGUCU